This is a messenger RNA of Paramecium pentaurelia, 546 nucleotides long. Lineage: Eukaryota; Ciliophora; Oligohymenophorea; Peniculida; Parameciidae. The record is from the annotation of a GenBank genome assembly.
AUGUAUGGAAAUAAAAACAAAAACGCAGCACUGAUAUCAAUUUAUUGUUAGAGAUACAAAAUGAGAUUAAACUCAACUCCACAUGUUAUUACUAAUUAACUAUCUAUAAAUCAUUUAAGUGGUUAGAGAGUGUAAACUGAGUAAAAUCAAAGUCGAAGAAUCAAAACAAUUGGAAGUCAGAGAUCCAAGUUAUAUUACAAGUCUGAAAGUAGAGAACCAAUUAAAUCUUCUAAUAAAUCUAAAUAGUCAUCUUCAGAUUCAAGAAAACAAUCAAAUUAUGAUUCUCAUGUCAAUACAUCAACUUCUGAUAAUGAAGACAAAGUUUUGAUGAUAUCCAAAAUCGUAUUUUCAGUAAAGUCUCCACUUUAAAGUUUAAGGUUUUAAAGCUUUAUUCUUGACAAAAAAGCUUAAAAUAUUGAAAUUAACAGAAAGAAAACUCUCAGAAAUUCAUUAUUAUCAAAUUCUUUUAAGAAUUAAAAUUUUUAAAUGACUGGAAAUGAAUGUGGUUGGUCUAGAAAAUCUUCAGAAAGUCUUAUCUAUCUAUGA